CUCUAUUAAAAUUCCGUAUUCAGAUAGCUAAACUCUACACUCAUAUAAAAUACCUUCUAACGUCCUCGCGGUGAAUCCAAACUAGAAAGUUGUUAUCGUAAAAAUCUUAUACAUCGGCGCCUCGGACCUAACAGAGAAGGCUGCCGUCAUCCACCAUUUUCGUCACUUUUUCAUUAUCUUAGCGGCCUUGUGCCUGUACCUGAGUCUCCAUUCCUAUGAAGAUGCAACGCAGCCCUGCUCUGUACCUAUCGCUCCACUGGAGCCAAUAGCGCAGUCCACCGCUACAAUUACGAACCUAACGACACACGACACUCAACUCCACUUUACAUAUAAUAUACUACGACUGCGAAAUAUCCGGCGAACUAUCGUCGGCGUUGCACCUUGCUGGGCGCUACCGACCUUUGACCAUAUGAUGCCUCCGCGGUCGAUCCCGGCAACUCCGAGGGUGAUUUCACCGUCGCCCACCCCCUCCGAGACGUCACCGGAUGGAUAUUCUGGUCCGAUGACACGCGCAUCCGCAAGGAAGCGCGUAAAUACCCCCCAGGCUAUUCAUGAAGAUCUCGACGACGAGUCAUCAGACUCCAGCACCGAUGCGACUGGCAGAAGGCCGAGGCCGAAGAGCAGAAGCCCGGUCAGGGUUCGCAAGACCAGCGGAAUCUCCAAAGCCCAACCCAACGGGGUGCCAGAAAUACAAGAUGAGGCAUUAUUAAGUCCAGCAAAGCUGUCGCCAUCGACGGCCUGGAGUUGGCGCGAUUUCAGUCGCAGCCCGAGCCCUCUCGGCUUGAUUCCGAUCCAUAAACAAUUCCGCGCCUUCAUUCACAGGCACGAGGUACCCAGGAAAGCACUGCAUGUGUCGAUAGGAUUCUUCACGCUAUGGGCAUACGUCUCCGGAAAGCAAACCAGCGCCAUCCCACCUUAUCUGAUGGCUGCACUUGUACCUAUCGCCGCAACAGACUAUUUAAGGUUUAGGUUCCCAUACCUGAAUCGAAUAUAUGUAAGGGCACUUGGUGCUCUCAUGCGCGAGACGGAGUACAACUCAUGGAACGGCGUCAUAUGGUAUUUACUCGGUACAUGGACCGUGCUCUACUUCCUUCCCAAAGACGUCAGUGUUGUUGCAGUACUCCUCCUCAGUUGGUGUGAUACAGCUGCAAGCACUUUCGGGCGGGCCUGGGGCAGAUACACUCCACGGAUCAGGAAAGGAAAAUCCCUUGCUGGCACUGCCGCUGCAUUUAUUGUCGGUGUUGUGACUGCCGUGGGUUUCUGGGGAUGGUUGGCCCCGCGAACUGGGCCGUUCCCUGGUGAUGACGACUGGCCAUUUAUGUUCACGGGUGUACUAAGACUCCCUGGCGCCAUCCAGAACGGGCUGAGCCUCACUGACUCUCAGAGCACAAUUGGAGGAGGAGUUGCACUUGCAAUAAUGAGCGUGUGGACGGGUUUUGCGGCAGCGGCUAGUGAAGCUGUUGAUAUCUUUGGCUGGGAUGACAACCUAACCAUACCAGUCCUGAGUGGUAUCGGCAUCUGGGGCUUCCUCAAGAUCUUUGGUUAGAAGGACAGGAAGAUCUAGGAUAAGCUCAGCAUUGGACAGAACGAAUAGCACACGAAUAGCACAUCACAUGUAUUAUAGUAGACGAAUAACCUAAUUGCCACUAGACAGCACUCCACGUUUUGAGACUUUCUUGUGCCUCUUGUGCCUCCAGACAUGGUUUCGUCAGUAUCCCUUCCGAUGCACGAAUUCCUUCAGUGGUUGUGACGAGAUAUUUUGGAAUUUGUGUCCAGCCCAUGUUUUCGUGCCACAGGUGCCAGUCGCCUCGUCCAGCUUCAUUGGUUCCUGGCAUGUAUAGGCCACCUCAAGCCGAAGCCCUGCAUAUUCGGCCGCGUCUUCCUACGGCCAUUUGAUCGCUGAAAAUAUGCGGGCUUACUCCGUCCUUGGCCAACGAAUGCAGCCUUGUGGCAUUCCGUUCCAAUGUAUUAGCUAUUAGUUGAGGGUCUAGGGGAAAAACGUGCCGCGGGGAGCAUGAUACUUGCCCGUGAAAUGUACUGACUGCACUGUAACCAUCCAUGGCAGGACUCUUGUGUUCCCAUAACACAAAGCCACAAAGGUUUUUUAUGAUACCGCAGUUGUGUCACUUAGCCUAUCACAGCAGAAAAUGGCAUUUCCAAGCUGUCUGUUUGAUGGGUUCCGAUCGGACAUUACAAAGUGAUGUCAGGGACGAAUUUAUGUUUUUAUUUUCAAUAAAAAAUUAAAUAUUUUGG
Pseudogymnoascus verrucosus is the source of this 2253-nucleotide messenger RNA. RefSeq lists its product as uncharacterized. The coding region runs from base 410 to 1546 and encodes 378 amino acids. Gene Ontology annotation, molecular function: ATP-dependent diacylglycerol kinase activity. The record is from RefSeq and is a predicted model, not a curated record. Lineage: Eukaryota; Fungi; Ascomycota; Leotiomycetes; Thelebolales; Thelebolaceae. Gene Ontology annotation, biological process: phosphatidic acid biosynthetic process. Gene Ontology annotation, cellular component: endoplasmic reticulum membrane. The transcript is spliced from 2 exons.